Messenger RNA from Morchella importuna, 870 nucleotides. RefSeq lists its product as uncharacterized. Gene Ontology annotation, cellular component: mitochondrion. Gene Ontology annotation, molecular function: hydrolase activity, acting on acid anhydrides, in phosphorus-containing anhydrides. The record is from RefSeq and is a predicted model, not a curated record. The transcript is spliced from 2 exons. NCBI's taxonomy places the organism in Eukaryota, Fungi, Ascomycota, Pezizomycetes, Pezizales, Morchellaceae. Bases 1 to 870 code for a protein of 289 amino acids.
AUGUCUGCCCGUCUCCUCUUCACUCGCAGUUUCCUAAAGCCCACCACCAUCCAUCUCAAUCUCCUCCGGCACACCCUCACCGUCAGCAGCAGAAUGUCCACCGCCGCACCGCCACCCGCCGUCCCGCGUCUCAGCGCCAGCCUCCUCAUCAUCAACCCCCUUAACGAAAUCCUCCUCCUCCACCGCCCCAGCCACUCCAGCACCUUCCCCAACGCCCACGUCUUCCCCGGCGGCGCCACCUCCCCCUCCGACCCCACCCCCGCACACACGGCCCUCCGCGAAACAUUCGAAGAGACCGGCCUCCUGCUCACCACCCCGCCUCCCCCGCCAUCCCUACUCCCAUCCCUCCCACUGGCACGCUCCCAGAUCCACGCCGGCACUCUCUCCUUCACCGACUUCCUCGCGGCACACAGCCUCACACCCGCCGUCGACGAGCUCAUCCCGUUCACGACAUGGAUCACCCCAAAGGCCAUGAAGCGGCGCUUCGAGACACACAUGUUCCUGUACUUCCUCCCCUCCUCCCCCUCCCCCACCACCUCCGCCGCAGCAACACAGCACCCAACACCCGACGGCGGCAUCGAGGUCCUCACCACCACCUUCCUUCCCCCCUCCACCGCGCUCGCCAGCGACCUCGUCUUCUCCCCCCCCAGUUCUACCUCCUCUCCACACUCCUCCCCUACCUGCCCCCCCCGACUCCGUAGGCAUCGAGGACCACGUGGCAAAGCUGCAGCGCAAGCGUCUGGUGCGGUUCGCGCGGAGCGGGUUCGGCGCGCUGGUGAUGGAGCCGGCGCCGCUGCGGAGACUGGCGGACGGGAGGGUUGUGAUGGGGCUGGGGGCGCGCGGGGAUCAGGAGCGGGCGGUGGUGAUUGA